Pseudomassariella vexata is the source of this 823-nucleotide messenger RNA. RefSeq names its product hydrophobic surface binding protein A-domain-containing protein. Gene Ontology annotation, cellular component: extracellular region. Bases 98 to 823 code for a protein of 241 amino acids. The record is from RefSeq and is a predicted model, not a curated record. Lineage: Eukaryota; Fungi; Ascomycota; Sordariomycetes; Amphisphaeriales; Pseudomassariaceae. The transcript has 2 exons.
CCUCAUCCAACUCGAGUAGACAUGUCGUGAGACUGACACAGUAGAUAAAUGGUGUUUGCCACCCCUUUGAAAGUUUUCAGUGUAGCUUAAAUCAACCAUGAAACUCUCAACGACACUUUCCAUUACGGCCUUCGCGGUCUCUGCCAAGUCUCAGUCAUUGCUCGACUAUGUCCGACGAGAUGUGGCUACCAUAUCGAACGUCAUCAAAACGGUCGGAGACUCGCUCAUGAAACUCGACGGAACCGUCCAGGCAUUCAACGGUCAAGAUUUCACAGCACUGGGAGGCGACGCUGCGACGCUCAUCACAACACUCAAGACCGCCACCGAACAAAUCAAAGCGACCACGCCUAUUACCCUACAAGAAGCCCUCACGCUUCAGUCAUCACUGGGUCCAAUUCAAGACGUAGGCACCAAACUUGUCACUCACAUCGUGGACAAGAAGCCGCAAUUCCAACAGGCCGGGCUCUGCGAGGUUCUUUUCACCCAGAGCCAGGACCUGGGUGCUCAGGGCAAGAACCUAAUUGAUGCCACCGUGUCGAAGGUGCCCCAACAGGUUCAGGAAGUGGCCGGUCAGGUCACCGCCGGCUUCACUGAUACCUUGAACCAAGUCGCGGGCGCCUUUGCUCCUGGUAAUUGCACCAACGGUGCCGCCGCUGGGGGUACGGCUGCGGCUGCGGGUAGUGUGGCGGCUAGCAAUUCCACCACAAAUGCUGGUAGCAGACCCCAGGGCAGUACUACACCAAAUGCCAGCGCUGCCGUUCAUGUCGCUGCCUCGUUCCUGCUGACCGGUGGAGCCUUCGCCGUGGCGCUGGCGAUGUUGUGA